AUGCUGAUCGGAAUCUGCGGUGGUAUUUGCGCUGGAAAGCAAUCCGUGCUGCAAUAUCUGGUUCAACAACAUGACUUUCAGGUGUUGACGCUCGUCCGGGACGCAGCAACACCGAGCGUAGAGAAAUCUGCCUCAGAAACCAACGUACCGGAACCGAAUAAAGAAUACGGAACAACGUUCUCGAGUAUCACGGAGUUACUUGACUACGCUACCAAAAGCUGGCAGAGCAAUUUCGUCACCACAUCAAUCCAUAACGGCAGCGUGGUCGAUGCCCUCUCCCGCAGACCAUUCUUCAUUUUGGUCCACGUUGACGCACCCAUAUCCCUCCGAUGGGAACGAUUCCGCAGGAGAUGCGUUGACGCCGAGUUGCCUCCGCCGACCCUCGAACAGUUUGUGCUUCGCAAUGACGAGCACCUCUAUUCUGCCUCCUCUGGGCUGGUAUCGGUAGCAUCGCAGGCUCAGAUCAAGCUCAUAAAUUCCAGUACAACCAUCAAGCAACUAUGGUCUACACUGGAUGCGCUGGACCUUACAGACCAGAGUAGGCUGCGACCAACAUGGGAUCACUAUUUCAUGACUUUAGCGUCGCUCGCUGCGCGUCGCAGUAAUUGUAUGCGGAGACAGGUAGGCUGUGUGCUAGUGCGAGAGAAGCGAGUCAUGUCCACGGGCUACAAUGGAACUCCUCGAAACAUUACGAAUUGCAACGAAGGCGGCUGUCCCCGAUGCAAUGGCCGAGGUGCGCAAGGAGUGUCUGCAGGCGGUUCGGAUCUGAGCGCUUGCCUGUGCCUCCACGCAGAAGAAAACGCUCUACUCGAAGCUGGGCGGGAGCGCGUGGGUGAUGGAGCAGUUCUAUACUGCAAUACAUGUCCCUGCUUAACGUGCACCAUCAAAAUAGUGCAAGUCGGCAUCACGGAAGUAGUGUUCAGCCAGAGCUAUUACAUGGAUGACGCAGCGGCAAGGAUAUUCGCCGAAGCUGGCGUCAAAUUGAGACAAUUCUCGCCUCCCAAGGAAGGGUUGAUAUACCUCACCGAGAAGGACACUGCGUUCCUGCAACAAGGUUGA
This is a messenger RNA of Dissoconium aciculare CBS 342.82, 1059 nucleotides long. RefSeq lists its product as uncharacterized. Lineage: Eukaryota; Fungi; Ascomycota; Dothideomycetes; Mycosphaerellales; Dissoconiaceae. The record is from RefSeq and is a predicted model, not a curated record. Gene Ontology annotation, molecular function: zinc ion binding; hydrolase activity. The coding region runs from base 1 to 1059 and encodes 352 amino acids. The transcript has 2 exons.